Molecule: messenger RNA, 651 nt
Organism: Arvicola amphibius (Eurasian water vole)
Lineage: Eukaryota; Metazoa; Chordata; Mammalia; Rodentia; Cricetidae
Gene: Rgs17
Product: regulator of G protein signaling 17
Exons: 4
Coding region: 19-651 (210 amino acids)
Source: RefSeq, a predicted model, not a curated record
GGUUCCCAAGCAGCUGAAAUGAGAAAAAGGCAGCAAUCCCAAAAUGAAGGAACACAGGCUGUGUCUCCAGCACCCGGAAACCAGAGGCCCAACAACACCUGCUGCUUCUGCUGGUGCUGCUGCUGUAGCUGCUCCUGCCUCACCGUCAGGAAUGAGGAGCGAGGAGACUCUGCGGGGAGACCCCCCCACACCACAAAAAUGGAGAGCAUCCAGGUCCUAGAGGAAUGCCAAAACCCCACUGCAGACGAAGUCAUGUCCUGGUCUCAAAAUUUUGACAAGAUGAUGAAGGCUCCUGCAGGAAGAAACCUUUUCCGAGAGUUCCUCCGAACAGAAUACAGCGAGGAGAACCUCCUCUUCUGGCUAGCCUGCGAAGACUUAAAGAAAGAGCAGAACAAAAAAGUCGUUGAAGAGAAGGCCAGGAUUAUAUAUGAAGACUACAUUUCUAUACUGUCGCCGAAGGAGGUCAGCCUGGAUUCUCGAGUUAGGGAGGUGAUCAACAGGAACCUGCUGGACCCCAGCCCUCACAUGUACGAAGAUGCCCAGCUGCAAAUCUACACCCUGAUGCACAGGGAUUCUUUCCCAAGAUUCUUGAACUCGCAAAUCUAUAAAACUUUUGUUGAAAGUACUGCCACCUCUUCUUCUGAAUCUUAA